Molecule: messenger RNA, 2260 nt
Organism: Salvia hispanica
Lineage: Eukaryota; Viridiplantae; Streptophyta; Magnoliopsida; Lamiales; Lamiaceae
Product: PHD finger-containing protein 1-like
Biological process (GO): negative regulation of transcription elongation by RNA polymerase II
Molecular function (GO): histone reader activity
Source: RefSeq, a predicted model, not a curated record
UUCUCGCUGUUUUUUUGCAAUAGCGAGUCACUAUUCAAUUUUCUAGUUCAAUUCAAAGCUGCAGUCACAAUUAGUGAUUUCGUUCAUGUUUUUCGGUUUCCCCCUUUUGAGUUUGAUGACAUUUCCAGCUGCAUGUCAAUUUCUUGCCUUUUUCUGUCGCCCUUCACAUUUUUAGGGAUUCUGUGGAUUGUGAAUGUGUGUUUUUUUAUUGAAUUAAACAAGUUAUCGGAUUUGUUUUGGGGAAAAUUAAUUUAUGCUGUGGAGAAUUUCGAUUUUAGUUUACAAAUAGGGAGGGGUUUGCUUGGAUUUUGCUGGAUGAUAAUGUAGCUACUGUGAUUAUCAAUUGGUUGAGAUGAUUAAGCUUUCAAUUUUGUUUUACCCUUUCUUCAGAUUGAAAGAAAUAGCUUGGCAUUGUGAGGAUGUGGAAGUAGUUGAUGUAGAUCAUCCUCGAUACCCUUCGUGUGGAAACAUGACUCUACGGCCUUCUACUCCGGAGAUAGUAUGUUUGCAGUGUGGUGACGUAGGAUUCCGUAAUUCAUUUGUGUACUGUGUCAAAUGCGUCAAAUAUGCUGUGCAUCGGCAGCUGAACGUGACAUGUUACAGCUUUCUGUUUCUUUUUAGCUAUUGCCUUAACGUAGUACCCAAGUCACUCAAUGAAUUUGUUCGAUGGUUGUGUGAUGAUUGUGAAGCUGAGGUGAAAAACCAACGGCCUCACCUAAAAAUUUACGACACUCGUAACAAAACAAGAAACUGCUCAACUUCAAAGCAUAUUCAACGCGACUCUGGAACAGGAACAAAGGAAAAAUGUAUAGUGGUGCUCACGAAAGAAGAGCCUGUGUCUCAAUCUAGUGAUCUGUGUGCAAAGAUGGACUUGGUUGAACUGUCUGCAACUGACAGUGACUGUCACGUUGCGGGCUUGAGAAUGAUAGACGAGGCUAUCGUUCUUUCAGCAGAUGAAAGCAAAAGACAUGAGCAGAGCUCUUCCCAUUCGCACAAGGAGGAAAAUAUCGAGGAUAAUCUGGUUUUGAGUACAUUAUCGGCUGAUGAUACAUCUCGGAAAGAUUGUUCCGUGGAAAAGAGAAGUGCGAGUCCAGUGUCCGACCUGAGAAAAGGCUGGGAUACACUUUGUAGUAACACCUCGGAUAGGCCUCAUAACGAAUGCACUAAUGUUGGCUUCAAUGAGCGUGCUAAAUUGGCUAGUGAAUCUACAUUAUCGGAAGAUAUGAAGGGCAUUACAGCCUCUUUGAAGAGAUAUUACGGCCUGCAUCGUGGGUCAGAUGUCAAGACUAAUCCUGCGUUGUCUCGUUUCUCGUCAGACAGUGGUUCUUUGGGAAGUUCAAAGAAGAUGAAACCUGACACGCCUUCUGCAGCUAAUCUCAAUGGCCACAAGCGUAAACCUCUGUUUGCUCAACGUGUCAAGAAACACAAAGGGUUCGACUCAGGAACUCCGUCUGCUUGCAUGACUGCUGAGAGGAGCAUCAAUCCAACUUGUGACGGGUUUCCAAAGGAUUCAACAAUCUUACCACCGGAUGAUUGCCAAAUCCGAGCCGAACCAGUCAUGGAACCAAUUUGGAGGGGAAGUUUCAGUAUUUCCAACAACCAACACGAAAUACUAGAGGAUAUCAUGGCUCACAUGUCUUUAUCGGCAUGCCAGAAAGUAUACAACGAGGCACGCCAGUUUAUACCACUGCUCCACCUAGAAAUGCUGCCAAGAUCUCAUGUCUGGCCACAACGUUUCGAGAGCUCAGAAUCGAGUGCUGGAAACAUCGCACUCUAUUUCUUUCCAUCAGAAAGAAGCGAGCGAUUUUAUGAUAACCUUGUUGAUGAAAUGGUGGAAGAGGAUCUUGCUCUGAAAGCCAUUGUUAAGAAUGCUGAGCUUUUGGUGUUUCCUUCGACGAAACUGCCAUUAUCACACUGGAGAUUUCAGGGCAAAUAUUAUAUGUGGGGGGUCUUUAGGGAAAAGCAAGCUCGGGAGGCAUCACGCUGUCCGUCUAGUUACAGCCCGGUGAUGCAUAGAGAUCGCGUGGACGAAAAUGGGGUUGUUGCAGCAAAUUUUGGAGGGGAGAGCCCCAUUACUCCAUUAAGCAACUGCAGUAGCAAAUUUUGAAUUCAACUAUAUAAAGUUCUAGGUGAAUAUAAUCUGUUUCUUGAAGAAAUGUGUAAAAUCUAUAUGAAUUUCUAAGUGAAAUAGAUUUUGGUUCUUAAAGAAAUGUGUAAAAUAUAUGGUUGUGAUAAAUCCGUAAUAACAACUUUUAUACGA